AUGGCCUCCCGAAGUGACACGGUCUUCCCCCUCAUCCCCGCGCCCAUGGCGUUGGCAGUAGACACCAUCUCCUCGGCCGCUGCCAGCGCACGGCGAUCCCCCGUCCCAUCUAAGAGCGCCAGAUCACCGGCUGACAGGAGAGCUGCAUCACCGACGAAGACGACAGCCUCACCUACAGCCACCGCAUCAGCAUCACCGAUGCCGGCAGCCGCAACGUCGACGACAACCAGGGCCAAGAACCCGCGGCAUCCCGUCUUCAACGAGGACAUCUUCUCCAAGUUCUACACCACCCCGUUCAUGGUCUUCCACUUCGCGCUCUACGGCGCGGUCCCCUUCUACUACCUGCUCCACUACUCGCCGUUCCGGGACUUUGGCUCCGGCGCCGCCAACGAGGCGGUCAAGUGGUUCCUCUUCAUCCUCACGCAGUACAUCACCGCCGUCAUCGUCACCUCAUGGGGCGGGCGGUACCGCGUGCACAAGGACGUGGCCGCCUGCGCGUUGAUGCUGGCCGGCCUGACUGGGGGCACACUAUUGAAGGCCUUGUUUGAUGGGAUGGCUGGUCCGAGGGGAUGGCGAUGA
Messenger RNA from Diaporthe batatas, 579 nucleotides. RefSeq lists its product as uncharacterized. The transcript has a single exon. Lineage: Eukaryota; Fungi; Ascomycota; Sordariomycetes; Diaporthales; Diaporthaceae. Bases 1 to 579 code for a protein of 192 amino acids. The record is from RefSeq and is a predicted model, not a curated record.